This is a messenger RNA of Cercopithifilaria johnstoni, 1431 nucleotides long. The record is from the annotation of a GenBank genome assembly. NCBI's taxonomy places the organism in Eukaryota, Metazoa, Nematoda, Chromadorea, Rhabditida, Onchocercidae.
AUGACCUCGGAAAUGGUAUCUAUCAAUUGUAAAAGUGAAGAGAUAAUGAACGAAUCAAAAAACACCAAUGAAGAAAACAGUGAACCUGUGGAAUAUGUGGUUGUAUCAGAAACAGAGGAUAGCGAACGCCUAGAGCUUCCUUUACUUCCGGAAGAUUAUUCGCUGAGCUUAAACACUUUGGUUCAUGCAUUUCCUGGCGCCCAUGGAUUAAAAUAUAAAAAUUCGGUCACAGGAGCAAGCCGAGCUUUGCUGAUGGAUCCGCAAGGAACGCGUUUUCUUGCACCUCCUGAUGGUUGGAAGAAUAAAACAUUUAUUGUCAUUUAUCCUCAUCGUGGAUCAGGUGAUCAGAACACGAAGCGCAAGAAGAUGAUGGAUGAGUGUGAGCAAGAGGGCGAUUCCGAAGAUUCGCAAGGGGGACGCGGGGGACAGUUUACCGCUAAGCAAAAGCGUAUCGAGGAUCCGAGUGGCGAGAAAGCGUGUAUUGAUUUGAUUGUCCUCGGAUUGCCAUUCAAAACAUCUGCUGAAACAUGCAAGGCAUAUUUCGAAAAUUUCGGCGAAGUCAUCCUUUUUGAUUUAAAAACUGACCCCAAUGGUGCAUCGAAAGGUUUCGGGUUUGUGCGAAUGGCUGAUUUUGAUGCUCAGCAGCGUAUCCUUACGCAACAGACUCAUGAGAUUGAUGGACGUCGUUGUCAAGUGAGAAUUCCACUCUCGAAGGGAGAUACAGGAUCGCCAGUAGUAACUCGCAUAUUUGUUGGUCGCGUACAAGAGAAGACUACUGUCGAUACGCUCCGAAAAUUCUUCAACGGAGAAGCUGCUAAAAUUGAUUCAAACGCUUUUGUAACAGAUGUUUUUAUUCCACGUCCAUUCCGAUCAUUCGCAUUUGUUAAUUUUUCAAGUCCUGCGGUCGCCAAGGAACUGAUGAGACAGGGAGAUUUCAUCAUUGAUGGUUCAUCGGUAGCAGUAAGUGCAGCAGCGCCGCGUGAAUCAGAUUUUUCUCCACGAUACGGUCAAAGUGCUUCGUAUGGAUUACCAAGUCAAGGGCGCCAUUCGCGCAGAUUUUCUGACAAAUAUGGCUAUUCCCCGGAAACUGUUAGCUUCAAAAGUCCCGAUUACACGUCUUAUCCAUACGACCCUAUGGUAUCUCGUUCAGUGGAUAAUUGGCGUGCUAGCACCUAUCGUUCAUCGGAUACGCGAGCGUCGAAUCGUUUUUCACCUGGUUAUUCCAAUUCUCCUCGCUAUUCGACACCGGCACGUUCAGGUACAAGCCAGGCAUUGGCAUCUGGAUUGGAUGCGCUGAAUUUGAACAAAAUGAAUGUAAAUCCGGAUAUGAUGGAUGCCGCGUGGCAAGCUUUUUGGAGUACUUUGAGCAAUAAUAGCAGCAGUGCUGGCAGUGGUACACCUUCUGCUACCAAUUCCAAUGGGAAAUGGUAG